GCGGCGGCUGCGCUCAGCCCCGGAGCCAGGCAGGCGGCGAGCCGGAGCUCCGCGGCGGCGAGGCCGGCGGGGAGGGCGCCCGGCCCACGCUGGCCGCCUGGCCGCUGAGGAUGGCGCGGAAGGGGGCCCGGGCGGAGGUGUGCGCCGACUGCAGCGCCCCAGACCCCGGUUGGGCUUCCAUCAACCGUGGAGUGCUGGUGUGCGACGAAUGUUGCAGUGUCCACCGCAGCCUGGGGCGCCACAUAUCCAUCGUCAAGCACCUUCGGCACAGCCCGUGGUCUGCCACAUUGCUGCAGAUGGUGCAUACUCUUGCAAGCAAUGGUGCCAAUUCUAUAUGGGAACACUCGCUGCUUGAUCCAGCACAGGUCCAGAGCGGCAGGCGCAAGGCAAACCCCCAAGAUAAAGUCCAUCCCACAAAGUCUGACUUCAUCCGUGCCAAAUACCAGAUGCUGGCCUUUGUCCACAAACUUCCGUGCCGCGAUGACGAUGGUGUGACCGCGAAGGACCUCAGCAAGCAACUGCAUUCAAGUGUCCGGACAGGGAACUUGGAGACGUGUUUACGCCUUCUGUCCCUGGGGGCCCAGGCCAACUUCUUCCACCCGGAGAAAGGGACUACGCCUUUGCACGUCGCUGCCAAGGCAGGACAGAUCCUCCAGGCGGAGCUGCUUGUGGUUUACGGAGCGGACCCUGGAGCACCUGACGUGAAUGGCCGCAGCCCCAUAGAUUAUGCCAGGCAGGCGUCCCAACACGAGUUGGCUGAGCGGCUGGUGGAAUGUCAGUAUGAGCUGACAGACAGGCUGGCUUUUUACCUCUGUGGGCGGAAGCCAGAUCACAAGAAUGGACAUUACAUCAUCCCGCAAAUGGCAGACAGCCUGGACCUCUCUGAGCUCGCCAAAGCAGCGAAGAAGAAAUUGCAAGCGCUGAGCAACCGUCUCUUUGAGGAACUCGCUAUGGAUGUGUACGAUGAGGUGGACCGUCGGGAGAACGAUGCAGUGUGGCUCACGACACAGAACCACAGCACUUUAGUGACGGAGCGGAGCGCAGUUCCUUUCCUUCCUGUAAACCCCGAAUAUUCUGCAACACGCAACCAGGGACGGCAGAAACUCGCCCGCUUCAAUGCCCGGGAAUUUGCCACCCUCAUCAUUGAUAUCUUAAGUGAGGCAAAGCGUCGGCAACAGGGCAAAAGCCUCACCAGCCCCACAGAGAUCCUCGACUCCUCUCUCCACGGCCCCAGCGACCUCCAUGACCAGCACGACUACGACAGCGUUGCCUCGGACGAGGACACAGACCAGGAGCCGCUUUGCAGCGCUAGCGCCGGGCGCAACAACCGUGCUCGGAGUAUGGAUUCUUCCGACCUCUCGGAUGGGCCCAUCACGCUGCAGGAGUACCUGGAGGUGAAGAAGGCGCUGGCCGCCUCUGAAGCGAAAGUCCAGCAACUCAUGAAGGUGAACAACAGCCUGAGCGACGAGCUGCGGCGGCUGCAGAGAGAGAUUCACAAGUUGCAGUCGGAGAACAUGCAGAUCCGUCAGCAGGUGGGGCCAGUCCACCCUGCGGCCCCGCCCCCCAGCGAGCGCCCUGAGCACAGCCACGUUGCCUCUGCGGCCGCCGGAGCCCACCGGCGGGACCGCCACGCCUUCUCCAUGUACGAGCCGGGCACCAGCGCGCUCAAGCCCUUUGGCCAGCAGCCAAUGGAUGACCUGGUCACUCGCCUGCAGCCGUUCCACCCCGGGGAGGUGGACAACGAAGCCUUGCAUUCCAUGCACAACCAGACCAGCGUCUAUCGGAUCCGGAAGGGUGGCUCCGUCUCCUCGAUGCCUUUUCCUCCAUCGUCUCUGCUCCUGUCGUGUGGCCCAGAGAGCGGACGUCACGCGGCUGGAAAACUGGACCGGCACGGCAGCGGCACAGACAGUGACUAUGACAACACACAGGGAGGGGAUCUGCCACUCAGCAUGGACGGGAAGCGCUUCUUGGACCUAGGCAAGGAUGACGACUUGCACCCAGAACCUGAACCCCUCGAAGGGGACCUGGAUCCUGGCCUGCCCAGUACGGAAGACGUCAUCCUCAAGACGGAGCAGGUCACUAAAAACAUCCAGGAGCUCCUCCGAGCCGCCCAGGAGUUCAAGCACGACAGCAGCUUCGUCCCUUGUUCAGAGAAGAUUCACGCUGCCGUCACAGAAAUGGCGUCGCUGUUCCCCAAGAAGCCGGCUCUGGAGACAGUCCGCAGCUCCUUGCGCCUGCUGAACGCCAGCGCCUACCGCCUGCAGAGCGAGUGCCGCAAGACGGCACCCCCCGAGCCUGGCGCCCCCGUGGACUACCAGCUUCUGACGCAGCAGGUCAUCCAGUGUGCCUACGACAUUGCCAAAGCGGCCAAGCAGCUCGUCACCAUCACCACCCGGGAAAAGAAGCAGUGAAUUAGGGGAGGGGGGACUCAGUUCCUGCUUGCGCCUCCUUCCCUUCCCCCCCACAGGGGUGGGUGGGUGGUGGUCUUGCAGCCACUUGCAAGUGUCCUUUGCCCACCCGCCCGCCUCUUCAGGCUUGGGAAGUGCAACAUGUUGCCACUCGGGGCUGUAAAUAAGAGGGGGCAGGAAUCAGGGGCUCCUUUGGGUGGCCCCUGUGGUGUUGGGUGUCUGUGCAGCAAAGACCCCCCCCUGUACAUACUCUGUAAUCUGACUACCUUUUGGUGGGAGGGGACUCCAGCAGGCAGCAGGCCCAACGGUCAGAGUUGUAAGCUAGCAAACAUCCAGAGGGCCACAGAUUCUCCAUCCCUGGUGCAACUCCAGAUGUUGCUGGAUGCCGCCACCCAUCUGUGGCCCUCUGGAUGUUGCUGGAUAGGACUCCCAUGCUCCCUGACCAUUAGGCCUGCUGGCUGUGGGAGUUAGGGGUCCAGCAGCACCUGGAGGGCCACAGGUUAGCUGGGGGGGGCAUGGGUGCUCCUGAAGGGAGUUAAAUCUAACCCCCUCCCCUUUCCUCAUCUUCUCUCCCUCCCCAAAUAGUGCGUGGAACUGUAUGUAUGUGAACCAUUCCCAUCCCCUGUGCGCACGCAUAAAUAUAUAUAUAUAUAUAUAUAUAUAUGUAUAUGUAUAUAUAUAUAUAUAUAUAUAUAUAUGUAUAUGUAUAUAUAUAUAUAUAUAUAUAUAUAUAAAACACCAAAUGUAUUUAUCCUUGAACCUCCCCAAUAGUGUUAACACUGGAAUUACAGCAUCCGGAUGCUGCAGAUAGUGGCUUCCCCCCCUUAAAAAAGCAACAUCUGGCCGUGUCAGUUUCCCCUCCCAUCAUUUCCUUUGGGGCUGUUGGUUCGGGGCUGGCUUUGCCCCCCAAAGCUAAGAACCAGCCCCCACCCGGCCCGCUUUUCAGUCUUGGCUGCUAAACAGCAGGCCCUUCCCUUUGACUGACCAAUUUCUCCCUGAAAUCUGUGACGUUGCGGCCAGUGAGGGAGAUGGGGUGGUUGGCGGUGUAUGGGGGGGGUCUGCAUCUGGGGGUGCUGCGCCGGAAAUCUUGUUUGUCCUGUAAAUUUGUAACAAAUAAAAAGAUGUGAGCAUCAGA
This is a messenger RNA of Rhineura floridana, 3543 nucleotides long. It is a transcript of the gene GIT1, whose product is annotated as GIT ArfGAP 1. Lineage: Eukaryota; Metazoa; Chordata; Lepidosauria; Squamata; Rhineuridae. The record is from RefSeq and is a predicted model, not a curated record. The transcript is spliced from 21 exons. Gene Ontology annotation, biological process: brain development; regulation of ARF protein signal transduction. Gene Ontology annotation, molecular function: GTPase activator activity; protein binding. The coding region runs from base 111 to 2411 and encodes 766 amino acids.